Molecule: messenger RNA, 1673 nt
Organism: Parasteatoda tepidariorum (common house spider)
Lineage: Eukaryota; Metazoa; Arthropoda; Arachnida; Araneae; Theridiidae
Product: nuclear cap-binding protein subunit 1-like
Source: RefSeq, a predicted model, not a curated record
UUUUUAACAUAUCCCCACUUUAUACCAUGAUCCCUGACAUACCCCACCUGAUCCUACAUGCUAUUUCAUUUUGGUACGGUACUUUACCUAUUCCUGCUGGGUCAUCAAACUCUUUACCUUUAUCUAAAUUUGUUUUCCUGAUGUUUGUAAUAUGUAUUGAAUUUGUUACAUGCAGUGGAACAUACACGCAACCCUUUGAAAAUUGAUGUAUUUGUGCAGUCACUAUUAAAUUAUGCUGAUAAAUCAUUUUCUCAUGCAUUUGCUGCAAUAGCAAAGUAAGUUAUUUAUUUCCUUGAAUAUUUUAUUUAAUAGCUACUGUUUUUUUUUUUUUACUUAGUAAUGUCAAUAUGUAUAGUUGUAAUACAAUAUGAUUCUUAAAAAAUUAGUGCUCUAAAUAUCAGGUUGAAAAUAAAAUAUUGAUAAUAAAUACUUUUAAUUUGUCAUGAAAUUAUUGACAUAUGAAUUUUCGUAGGGUUCUUGUCAGAAACAAGCUGAUGUUCAAAUUGGUGGUUUAUAUAAGAUAACUUAUUUUCUCGGUUUUUUGUAUUUAAGUAAAUUUCAAUAUGUUUUAUGUAGAUAUCAUGCUGUUUUUAAAGUCUUAUCCAAAUCAGAAGAAGCCCAAAUUUGUAUUUUGUGAAGUAUGUUUGAACUCUGGCAUGCUUAUCAACAGAUGAUGGUAGGGUUGUUUACACAGUUUUUGAAAGGUGAAAUAGUUAAAUGUUCUACAGUAGCUAAUUGGUUCUUUUCCAAAGAGAUGUCUUUAGAAUUUCCUAAAGCUUAUAUAUGGGAGAUACUUCAUUUAACAACAUGUAAAAUGAUUCGUUAUGUGACUAAUCAAGAAAAACAAGUAAAUGAUGCUAAAAAGAAACUACAAAAGGAAGAUGAUGCAAUGGAAGAAGACGAUGAGGAAGAUUCUAAUCAUGUACGACCAUCAAAAGAAAUGAUUGAAGGAAUGGAAGAAAAAUUAGAUGCAGCCCAGAGUGAAAAAAAUUUUUCUUAAUUAUUUUCCUGAGGUGCAUCAUGCUUUUGACCGAACAUAUAGCUCGAUGUGAAGCAGAAGGUGUGGAUUUCAACAAUUAUUGGUUUAAAGCCAUGUUAGGUCGACUACAGGAAGUAUUUUUUUCAGGUAAUUUCAUCUUAUUGUUUUUAUGCUAAACAUAUAGACUGAAAUUUCUCCCUUAACACUAUGUAUUCAAUUUCGAGUGAAAUUUCUGCAAUAUAAGGAUGUAAUGUUUUAGCUACUUUGUGUUUGAAUUUGUCUCGGUUAAAAGUGAAAAGUGAUUGAUCUUUAAAUCAACUAUCAACUCUGAAAUUGAUCUGGCAAUUAUUAACUGUUGAAUUUUCCACAAGAAAAUUUGGGAAUUUUUUCAUUUCGUAUGAAAUUUACUUUAUAUUUAAUAAAAGAUUAGAAAUUGCUGACUCAGAACAAGCAGAAUAAGUGAAAAUAAAUUUAGUUUUAAACUUUUAUGAAACAUCUAAGAUGAUAUUCAACAUUGAGUUUAUCAAGUUCAAAGCUAGUAUUUCUAGAUUUUGUAUGCUUCUAUUUUUUGGUUAAAACCUCAAAUUUUUUUUUUCAAAAAUACUUUAAAUUUUUAUUCCUGAGUAGUAAAUAAGAAUGCAUGAUUUGCUCCUAACAAGAAAAUUAAAUGUUUAGUAACUAUUAAUAACAUGUU